This is a messenger RNA of Xyrauchen texanus (razorback sucker), 1830 nucleotides long. Its product is annotated as ankyrin repeat domain-containing protein 10-like. Bases 369 to 1451 code for a protein of 360 amino acids. The transcript has 6 exons. Gene Ontology annotation, molecular function: protein binding. Lineage: Eukaryota; Metazoa; Chordata; Actinopteri; Cypriniformes; Catostomidae. The record is from RefSeq and is a predicted model, not a curated record.
CUGGGGAUGUGUCGAAUGUAACACCCUCGCGAGAGUCUUAUUUGCUGUUACUUAGGUUAGGUUUAUAUUUUGUGGUAGUAUUAAGGUUAGGUUUAUGGUUAUGUGUAGGGUUUCCGUGGGACCUUCUAGAAACGACCCGUCUCAAUAGAUCCGUUUCUGUUUUUGAAAGUCUCCCGAAGUUUCUUUUCGGGUAGGCGCGCGCUAGUGUGCGUGCACGCUGUGAGUCUUGUCUCGUCUCUCUUUUGUAUGCGCUUUAUUUGCCGACGGCGGCGUUCUAAAUAAGAUCAUACAUCGUCAAAUCCAUUGUUAUUACGUAACGUCGCGUAUUUCGACACAUUUAUAAAAACGGGUAUUUCUGUUGCGCACUAAUGUCCAUGGGGCUGGAGUCUGGAUUUUCUAGCGAGGAAGUGCUGAAUACUCGCUUCCCUCUUCACCGGGCGUGCAGAGAUGGGGAUGUUGGCGCGCUGUGCUCGCUUCUCCAGUGCAGCACUGAUCAACUCUCUGUGGAAGACUCUUUCUACGGUUGGACACCGUUACACUGGGCUGCACACUUCGGCAAGCUGGAGUGUGUUAUGCAUCUAGUGCAGGUGGGAUGUGGUGUGAACUCCAUGACCUCUCGCUUUGCCCAGACGCCUGCUCAUAUUGCUGCCUUCGGGGGGCAUCCUCAAUGCUUGCUCUGGCUGCUGCAAGCUGGUGCUGAUCUUAAUAGACAGGACUAUGUGGGAGAAACCCCCCUCCACAAAGCGGCCCGGGCUGGCAGUGUUGACUGCAUUAACACCCUGCUGCUACAGGGAGCCAAGGCAGACAUGAGGAACGCUAGUGGACUGACAGCAGCUGACCUAACCCAUGCCCAGGGUUUUCAAGAGUGUGCCCAACUGCUUUCCAAUGCCCAGAACCAGGAACUCAAUCAGAUUAAUGGGCUCUCAUCAAACGGCUCUUUGUGCUAUGGGGACCGCAAAUUAAUCCAAGAGCGGGGCAUUCUUAAUGGGGUACCCAAUCGAAAGAGGUCUCUUGAUUGCAUGGAGCCAAAUAAAAUUAAAAAGGCCAGAACGGAUGAUCUUGGUUUUCAGGCGAUGAGUGGAGUUAAUGGAUGCAGUGGAGGAGACCAGAUGGAGAACAUACAAAUGGAGUUUGGGCCAACUUUGAGUACCACAGCAGGACUUUCUUUAAGUGGACAUUGCCAUCGUGUGCAACACCUCAACAGAGGUGACCUGAUGCAUGGAAAUAUAAAUGGGAUUUCAACAAUCCCAUCAGAGAUUGGGAAUGAAAGCAUUGGGCAUCAUGGUUACUUUGACAAUGGCCUGCACUUUGGGCAUCAUAACGGCUUUGGAGAUACAGCUGAGAAUAUGGAGGAUGCCUGCAGUCAGAUAGAGCACCUCAAGUCAGUUAGUGCUGAGGAGCAGUAUGACCACAUCACCUUUAACACCAUGCACCUCUUUCAUGGGUGUUAGGAUGUCCCGUCCAAAGUCACAUGCCUUCAUAUAUCCAUACAGAAUGCAUUGCUUUAAGUUCAUGCCCUUAUAAAGGGACACUGUAUUACAUUUUCCUUUAUUAUUAUUAGCUUAAGUUUUAUAAGUAAAAUUAGUACCUAUUAAAAAUAUAUAUAUUUUUUCUCUCUCUCUCUCUAAUUAGGGCCAUUUAAAUUGAGAUGACGUUUGUCAAGAUGUUUCUGUUGAGAAGCCCAGAGGCUGUUGAUGUUUAUGUAUUAUUUUUAAGGAUGUUGCUUGUAUUACGGGUGCCUACAUAUAAAAUAUAAUUGUUUAUUGUCAUCUCUUAUGUUGUAAUUGGAGCUAUGUAUGAAUAAAAUGGUAAAUUGAAAAAAGCAUCUGU